AUGAUCCCACAAGAUAUACAAGAUGAUUUGGGUAAAUUAUCGUCAGAUAAAGUUCUUAAAGUUCUUAAAGUUCUUAAAGUUCUUAAAGUUCUUAAAGUUCUUAAAGUUCUUAAAGUUCUUAAAGUUCUUAAAGUUCUUAAAGUUCUUAAAGUUCUUAAAGUUCUUAAAGUUCUUAAAGUUCUUAAAGUUCUUAAAGUUCUUAAAGUUCUUAAAGUUCUUAAAGUUCUUAAAGUUCUUAAAGUUCUUAAAGUUCUUAAAGUUCUUAAAGUUCUUAAAGUUCUUAAAGUUCUUAAAGUUCUUAAAGUUCUUAAAGUUCUUAAAGUUCUUAAAGUUCUUAAAGUUCUUAAAGUUCUUAAAGUUCUUAAAGUUCUUAAAGUUCUUAAAGUUCUUAAAGUUCUUAAAGUUCUUAAAGUUCUUAAAGUUCUUAAAGUUCUUAAAGUUCUUAAAGUUCUUAAAGUUCUUAAAGUUCUUAAAGUUCUUAAAGUUCUUAAAGUUCUUAAAGUUCUUAAAGUUCUUAAAGUUCUUAAAGUUCUUAAAGUUCUUAAAGUUCUUAAAGUUCUUAAAGUUCUUAAAGUUCUUAAAGUUCUUAAAGUUCUUAAAGUUCUUAAAGUUCUUAAAGUUCUUAAAGUUCUUAAAGUUCUUAAAGUUCUUAAAGUUCUUAAAGUUCUUAAAGUUCUUAAAGUUCUUAAAGUUCUUAAAGUUCUUAAAGUUCUUAAAGUUCUUAAAGUUCUUAAAGUUCUUAAAGUUCUUAAAGUUCUUAAAGUUCUUAAAGUUCUUAAAGUUCUUAAAGUUCUUAAAGUUCUUAAAGUUCUUAAAGUUCUUAAAGUUCUUAAAGUUCUUAAAGUUCUUAAAGUUCUUAAAGUUCUUAAAGUUCUUAAAGUUCUUAAAGUUCUUAAAGUUCUUAAAGUUCUUAAAGUUCUUAAAGUUCUUAAAGUUCUUAAAGUUCUUAAAGUUCUUAAAGUUCUUAAAGUUCUUAAAGUUCUUAAAGUUCUUAAAGUUCUUAAAGUUCUUAAAGUUCUUAAAGUUCUUAAAGUUCUUAAAGUUCUUAAAGUUCUUAAAGUUCUUAAAGUUCUUAAAGUUCUUAAAGUUCUUAAAGUUCUUAAAGUUCUUAAAGUUCUUAAAGUUCUUAAAGUUCUUAAAGUUCUUAAAGUUCUUAAAGUUCUUAAAGUUCUUAAAGUUCUUAAAGUUCUUAAAGUUCUUAAAGUUCUUAAAGUUCUUAAAGUUCUUAAAAUGACACAAGCAGUAGUGACGAUUAUGCGCAGGAAGAUGUCGAGUGUCUCUACUGCUCAUGCCUUUCCUCAAAAUCCAAAAAAGGGGAGGGCUGGAUAUGCUGCUCAGUGUGCACAUGAAGAAUAUGAUGGAUGCGAUGAAGACGACGAUGUGUUUACAUGUGAACUAUGUUCUUAA
This is a messenger RNA of Psylliodes chrysocephalus, 1407 nucleotides long. NCBI's taxonomy places the organism in Eukaryota, Metazoa, Arthropoda, Insecta, Coleoptera, Chrysomelidae. The record is from the annotation of a GenBank genome assembly.